AUGGGUUGGAUUCCCUGUUCUGGUAAAUCCAACAGUAAAGCGAAGACCAAGAAGGAAAGGAAGAAUACGAUAGAGUUGCAGGAAAAGCCGCUGGAUCAGAUCAAACCCACUUCAGGAAUUUCAAAGACAAAUUCCACCUUGAGUGUCAAGGAGGAUCCCAAAGAUGGAGGGUCUGAUCGCAUUGCAGCACAGACUUUUGUAUUCCGUGAGUUGGCAGCUGCAACUAGAAAUUUCAGAGCAGAAUGUCUUUUGGGUGAGGGCGGUUUUGGUCGAGUAUAUAAAGGACGUUUGGAAAGUACCCAUCAGGUAGUAGCUAUCAAACAACUUGAUCGUAAUGGGUUACAAGGGAACAGGGAAUUCCUUGUUGAAGUGUUGAUGUUAAGUCUUCUUCACCACCCUAAUCUUGUUAAUCUUAUUGGUUAUUGUGCUGAUGGAGAUCAAAGGCUGCUUGUUUAUGAAUAUAUGCCCCUAGGAUCUUUAGAGGACCAUUUACAUGAUAUAUCACCUGGUAAGAGACGACUUGAUUGGAAUACAAGAAUGAAAAUAGCCGCUGGGGCAGCAAAGGGAUUGGAGUAUUUACAUGACAAAGCAAGUCCUCCUGUUAUAUACAGAGAUUUGAAAUGCUCCAACAUAUUGCUUGGUGAAGGGUAUCAUCCAAAGCUGUCCGAUUUUGGCUUAGCCAAACUUGGCCCUGUUGGGGAUAACACCCAUGUAUCUACAAGGGUUAUGGGAACAUAUGGAUAUUGUGCUCCCGAGUAUGCUAUGACAGGUCAAUUGACUCUUAAAUCAGACGUUUAUAGCUUUGGGGUAGUUCUUUUGGAAAUUAUAACAGGCAGGAAAGCAAUUGACAAUUCAAGAGCUACAGGAGAACAGAAUUUGGUUGCAUGGGCAAGACCCUUGUUUAAAGACCGAAAGAAAUUUUCGCAAAUGGCAGACCCAAUGCUCCAGGGUCAGUAUCCCCAAAGGGGCUUGUACCAAGCUCUGGCUGUUGCGGCAAUGUGUGUACAGGAGCAGCCUAAUAUGCGGCCAGUUAUAGCUGAUGUUGUCACAGCUUUGACUUACCUUGCUUCACAGAAGCAUGACCAGGAAACACAGCCAGUCCAAAGCUCCCGUCUUGCCCCUUGUACUCCACCUAGAACCAAGAGGGAUAGCGAGAGGAAAGCUCAAUUAUGGUAG
Molecule: messenger RNA, 1176 nt
Organism: Prunus armeniaca (apricot)
Lineage: Eukaryota; Viridiplantae; Streptophyta; Magnoliopsida; Rosales; Rosaceae
Source: the annotation of a GenBank genome assembly